GCAGUCAUACGCUCAGCGUGAAUGGCGUUACGCUGAAGAUAAUGACGGGCGACGUGAGGAGCCGCCCGAGUUUUAUUUGCGGGCCCACACGAGACGAGAUGGGAUGGUGCAGGACGCAGUUAGGCCCAUUUAUGAGCGGCUUCUUGAUACCCACCAAAGACUUUCCCAAGUGCCCAAUACCCCGCCUACGCAGACAUAUGUAGACGCUUUAGGGACACGAUCGGGACAUACUCGUGUUGUUGGGCGUGUGGUUAGGGGAACACGUGGACUGAAUGUCCCCCUCCCAGAUGAUAUAGAGCAACCCUUCCCAGCCCAGCAGUCACCGUCCUUUAACGUCAAUGAUAUGUUCGCCCAGGGUAGCCCUUGGACCCAGUCAUCAUUCGAAGCCGGACCUAGCACGUCAUCAUCCCAUGCUGGGCCUAGCACGUCACGGGCCCCCACACAGCGGUUGGGUAGUGAUAGUGAUAGUGAUAGUGAUGAUGAAAGUGAUUAGUUUUCCUUUUUUUUUUAUUGUUUGUAUUCAUCGUUUAACUGAAGUGUGAUUUCCUUUUGUAAUCUUCAUUUGCGUGAUAUAAUCAUUUGUAUUUUUUAUGUUU
Molecule: messenger RNA, 596 nt
Organism: Erigeron canadensis
Lineage: Eukaryota; Viridiplantae; Streptophyta; Magnoliopsida; Asterales; Asteraceae
Exons: 3
Coding region: 104-493 (129 amino acids)
Source: RefSeq, a predicted model, not a curated record